AUAAAAUCAGUCGUUAGCUACAAGUCUCGCCACAGUACCGUAUCCUCGAUCGAGCGAACAUGUCGAUCGGUCUCAAGUGUGCGUCUUUGCUGCUGCUUCUAGCGGCGGUAGCCGGUAGCUAUGCCACGGAACCGGAGGUGCGAACAUCACUGGGUCGCGUUAGGGGCUCGUUCAUGAACACGAGGUUGAACAAGACCAUCUAUGCUUUCCGGGGCGUGAGGUACGGAAAGUCUACAGAAGGGGAGAGGAGAUUCAAGCAAGCUGAACCCGUGGAGGCAUGGACGGGCGUGUUCGACGCUUCGAAGGAGGGUCCUUCCUGUCCACUACCAGCCGUACCUGAGCUGGCCAGCGAAGACUGCUUGAGGCUCAACGUUUACACUACCAAAUUGCCAGAUUCCAGGAACAAGGUAAACCGCCCAGUCAUCGUGUUUUUCCAUCCCGGUGGUUUCUACGGCUUCUCAGCCCAGAGCUACGUUUUCGGGCCCCAGUAUUAUCUCGACCAGGACAUCGUCUUGGUGACAGUUAAUUACAGGCUCGCUACCUUCGGUUUCAUGAGUACCGGCGAUGCCCGAGCUCCGGGAAACCUCGGCCUCAAGGACCAAGUGGUGGCCCUUCGCUGGGUCCAGAAGAACAUCGCCGCGUUCGGCGGUGACCCCAACUCCGUCACCAUCACCGGCUACAGCGCCGGCUCCUGGAGCGUCGUUCUCCACCUCAUGUCCCCCAUGUCCAAGGGCCUGUUCCAUCGCGCCAUCGCCAUGAGCGGCUCACCCACGACUCCGGACCUUAUGCCCACGAAGCAGCCAGAACUGAUUCUCAAGCAGGCCAAGUUCGUCGACUGUCCUUACGACAACGUUGACGUGGCUUUGGAGUGUCUGAAGAAGGUGCCGCACCAGAAAAUCAGUGACUCUAUGGAAAUGUUUAGGGAGUGGUACGGAGAUCCCACCUUGAUCUGGUCCCCGGUCGUGGAGCCCGAAGUCCCCGGAGUAGAGAGAUUCAUCACGGCCCAACCUGUCGACCUCCUGAGAACGAAGAACUUCCAGCACGUGCCCCUUAUAACCGGCAUCACCAAAGACGAGUUCGCCGGAGCACCUCUCGUCGCUCUCGAGGCGGCAUUGAAGGGCGACGACUCGAUCUACCGCAACACGUCCGCGAACUGGGAGCACGCUGCUCCCAUCAGCUUCCAAUACGAGCGCGACACCGAGCGUUCCAAGCACAUCAGCCGCGAGAUAAGGAAGUUCUACUUCAAUGACCAGACCAUCAGUACCAAGAACGGCAGAAAUCUCGGACUGAUCUACGCCGACGCUCUCAUCGGUUACCCCAACCAUCGUUUCGCCGACCUGGUCGCUUCCAACUCUCGCGCUCCCGUCUGGAACUACAUGUUCGUCUACCCGGGACGCUUCAGCUUCUCCGUCUGGAGUGACACUCAAAAACCAUACGGCGUUGUUCACCACGACGAUCUGCAGUACAUCUUCUACAUGUCGUUCAUCUUCCCCUUCUUCAACUCGACCGAUCCCGAGACGAAGCUGGUCGAGAAGAUGACCGCCAUGUGGGCUAACUUUGCCAAAACCGGCGAACCGAUUCCCAAGCACAACGAGCUGUUCAAGGGUGUCACCUGGCCCCUUCUCAAGCCGAAAACCAACAACUACCUGGAGAUCGGGGAGACCUUUACCGUCAAGAGCAACAUGUACCCCGACAGAUACGCUCUAUGGGACAGACUCUUCCCGUUGCCACCCGUUUCAUGUACACAACUCAUCCACUCAGUAUUAGCCGCGACCUCGAGUCGUGCGUGUCGACGCUUGUCUGCGCGGGAAAUACGAAAAACGAUGGCGGGCAAAGUCGAGCUACCUUCGCUGCUGCUGCUGCUGUGUCUUGUGACUGUGAUCGCCGCUUUAGGAGUGAAAGCCGAGGAUGAACCGAGCGACGAGGCGCUCGAGGUCCAGGCGCCUUUGGGAAAGCUCAAGGGAGCUUUCAUGGAGACCAGGUUGGGCAAGAAGAUCCUGGCGUACAGGGGCGUGAGGUACGCCGAACCGCCUACGGGUCAACAGCGCUUUCAGCCUCCGAUUCCCGCGAAGCCAUGGGACAACGUGUUCGACGCAUCGGAGGAAGGUCCGGCCUGUCCCCAAGGCUACGCAGAGAAUCAAUCCGAGGACUGUCUUCGCCUGAACGUGUACACCACGAAGCUGUCGAGCGCGGGCGAGAUCGUGAAGCGACCGGUGAUAGUGUACUUCCAUCCCGGGGGCUACUACUCAUCCUCGGCUCAAAGUUUGAUCGACGGGCCGCAGUUCCUGCUGGACCACGAAAUCGUGCUGGUGACCGUCAAUUACCGGCUGUCGUCGUUAGGCUUCAUGAGCACCGGCGACUCGCUGCUCCCGGGCAACCUGGGCCUGAAGGACCAGGUCGAGGCCCUCCGCUGGGUCAAGAAGAACAUCGCGGCCUUCGGGGGCGACGCGAACUGCGUCACGAUAACCGGCUACAGCGCCGGCUCCUGGAGCGUCUCGUUGCACCUGGUGUCGCCGAUGUCGAAGGGCCUCUUCCAUCGGGCCAUCGCCUCGAGCGGCUCGGCCGUCUACCAGGAGCAGCUGCCCAGCAAUCAGAGCCACCUGGCCAAGAAGCAGGCCGAGCUCCUCGGCUGUCCCACUGACACAGUUGGCAACAUGCUCGUCUGCCUCAACACCAAGAGCGCCGAGGACUUUGCCAGCAGCGUCGGGGAAUUCUUCGAAUGGCACAACAACCCGAUUCUGCAGUGGCUGCCGGUGGUCGAGCCGGAAGUCCGCGGGGUGGAGCGCUUCCUCCCGGCCCAGCCGAUCGACCUCAUAAGGCAGGGCAAGUUCCACAAGGUUCCUCUCAUCACCGGAGUCAGCAAAGACGAGUUCGGCGGCCGCAUCGUCCCGAUGAUCGAGCAAGCGAGAAGCGGCAACAACUCGAUGUUCGACGACCUGAACGAGGAGUGGGACAGAUUGGCGCCGAUCAACUUCCUCUACGAACGGGGCACCAAUCGCUCCAAGGAGAUCAGCCGAAAGCUCAAGGAGCACUACCUCCACGGCAAGCCCGUCGGCGUCGAAAACUCCGAGGGUCUCGCUCGCCUCUUCGCCGACGGCGUAAUUGGCUACUCCGUGCACCGACUAGUCAACUUGCUGGCCGAAGCCUCGGAGCAGCCGGUCUACUAUUACAAAUUCACGUACCAGGGUCCUUACAGUCACGUCACUUGGAACGACACCAAAAAGCCCUACGGGGUCGUUCACCACGACGAUCUGCUCUACCUAUUCCGGGUGAGCUUCUUCCCGGACUUUGACAAGGACUCGCCGGAUCUGAAGACGGUCGAGCGCAUGACGGCCAUCUGGUCGAACUUUGCCAAGACCGGCGAGCCGAUUCCCAAGGACGACCGGAACUUUGCGAACGUCAGCUGGGAGAGGUACAGCGCGAAGGAGAAGAAGUACCUGGAGAUCGGCAGCGAGCUCGUCCUCAAGGCCGGCCUCAACGCCGAGAGGAUGGAGCUCUGGGACAAGCUGUUCCCCGUCCCCCUGUUACUUCCGACGGAGUAGCGAGACACUAAAAUGCUUGUUUUCGGUCGGGAGGUCGAAAGAUGUCAGUCAUGCCUGAAUCAUCGCUCAGCGGUUCUGUUCUUCGCAAGAUUUGCCAAUAAAAUGUACAUACACACAUAUAGCUAUAAAUAAACCACGACAUAAUAAAAUAA
Nasonia vitripennis (jewel wasp) is the source of this 3694-nucleotide messenger RNA. Its product is annotated as carboxylesterase clade D, member 1. The transcript is spliced from 15 exons. The record is from RefSeq and is a predicted model, not a curated record. Bases 60 to 3542 code for a protein of 1160 amino acids. Lineage: Eukaryota; Metazoa; Arthropoda; Insecta; Hymenoptera; Pteromalidae.